Molecule: messenger RNA, 2826 nt
Organism: Seminavis robusta
Lineage: Eukaryota; Bacillariophyta; Bacillariophyceae; Naviculales; Naviculaceae
Source: the annotation of a GenBank genome assembly
ACCACGUGGACAUGUUCAACAAAAUGAACCAAUGAGAUAGUCGAAUUCGGCAAUGUGAAUGUCCGCCCGCAAGCUGCUUCGAUCUUUCUACCGUGCUCAGCGCCAUGCAACACGUCUCCUUGAUGCUGCUUGUUGUUGUGACGACAACCAAUUAAUUGCUCGCCGUCGGCUUUGAAGAAGAAGAGUGUGUGGUGGGGUCGUGCUGGAAGUCAGUCUCUUGUUGCCAUUGCCCCGUUUGUUACCUCGCUACCUACCGGUACCUCGUUAACCAGUUCUCUUGUGGAGGUUGAAGCAAGUUUUGACACACACAAUAAUAAGUUGGGGUUCUGGCACCUACCGAUCAGAACUUUUUGGGUAUCAACAGUAUACACAUACUGUAGUGGAGUCAAGAGUCAAGUCAAGUCUGUCGAGACAGCAAUCCUGUCGGCACACUACUGUCAUCUUUUCCAUCUUGACAAAGGAAGAAAAGAAUUCUUUUUCUCGCCGCAGCAUUGGUUGUACUACCGAAGCCAGCUACCGUAUAUCCAUCUGUUUCGCAAGAUAUUGCACUCUCAGAAUUCUUUCACUCGACAACCAAUGCCACUGCUGGUCUACCGGAACAUUCACUGAGUGAAGCAAUCAAUCAAUCAAAGCAAACAAGCAUUCUUUCAGAGCUCCAAGAUCAUUUAUCCAAGAGACAGAAGAAGACCAUUAUAUAGCCACAGCAAUACUACUAUGACUUAUACCAGUACCAGAUCCAUUCUGGCGGCGACUCUCUUGCUCUCGUCGAGCAUUGGUCCAUCUGAGGCCUUUUCGGCUACUUCCACAUUGCCAGUCACACAACAACAACAACAGCGAACACGGCUCUCGUAUGCUCCCAAAGACAGCUUGGACAGCGGCCGACCAAAGCCAAGAGGCCGUGGGAGACCCCGAAAGGCCGCAGCUUCUUCCUCGACUCCCACCACAGCUGCCAAGAAACCAAAGGUAUCCAAAAAGUCUUCUACUACUGCGAGGCGCACUGCCAAGACUACCACGUCCACCACAUUGGCGGCGUCGGCUACUGAUACUGGCGCUGCAGCAGUCAGCAAGAAAACUAAGACAAAGACCCGCAGGGGCAAGAACAAAGGCGCUCUUUCGUCUGCUGCAGCAGAUAAUUAUUCGCCUAUCAAUACUGGCAUGUUGGAACACGAGCUGUUAUCCAAACAAGAAGAACUGGUGCUGGGAGCACAAGUGCAACGUGCCAUUCAAAUCCAACAAGCCGUAGUGUCUUGGUGGGAAGAGCAAAGCAUCAAACGACAACUCCACCAAGAGCAAUUUGGCAAUGACAGUGAGGAUGACUAUACGAACCUGAGUGUAUACGGGUUGGACAGCAGCAGCAGCAGCCACGUGGAUGCCGCAAACCAUCCCUUGUUGUAUGGCACGACAGCAGGCCAAGCCAUGGAGCGACAAAUGUUGUUCUCCCAGGAGGAGGAACUCUUCUACCCAGAUGGGACUCCCUUUGAAGGAGAAGAAGCCUUUGGAAUGUCGACAUUUGAUAGUCUCAUCUUUGAGCAACAACCUCAAAAGCCAGCGCCUUACACACCCGAGUCCUGGAUGGAUGAUGUCUUGGAGAUGGAUCGACAACAGGCAGCACCACCACUGUCUUCUUCCACGGACAAUAGUUUGACGGAUGAAGACAUUCGCAACGAAUUGGGUAUUCCAGGAGGAAGGACAGAGCUCCGAACGAUUCUUCUCGAGGGAGCCAUGGCACAGGAAAAGCUCAUUCGAUGCAAUGUCAAGCUUGUCACGAGCAUUGCAAAGCGCUGGGUUGGAGAUCAACCUCAGUCAUCUUCUUUGGUACGAGCGUACAAUGGAGGAGGGGCCAACAGCAUUGUUGGUCGACCCACCCUGGACGAAGCUAUCCAAGAAGGUGUACUUGGGUUGCAAGAGGCCGCUAUUCGCUUUGAUCCCGGCCGAGGAUUCCGGUUCUCGACUUACGCUACUGCGUGGAUCAACAAUAGAGUCCGAAGAAUCUUCCAGCUUGAAUCUUCAUCUGGAAUUCGAUUGCCCACGCAACAUUACGAAAUCAAAAGGAACUACAUCAACCGAGUGCGGCAUUACAUUAGGACCCAUCGAAGCGUACCCUCCAUGGAAAAACUGGCGGAUGACCUUGGCGUUACUGAGAAACGAUUGAUCAAAGCGCUGCGGAUGACGCAACCAUUGGCUUCCCUCGACUCGCCCCUGGCCACUGCGGCAAGCCUUGGAGCUGGAAAAGCUGGUGGAGUGGAAAGCGCAGGUGGCGAGAGCGACUAUUCCCUGGCUUCGUUGCUUGCCUGUGAUGAACCGCUUCCCGAGGAUCACGUUGAACGGUCUCUGCUAAGGCAGUGCCUAGAGAACAUCAUGGCGACAGAGUUGUCACCGAGUGAACGUGACGUGAUACGCAUGCGUUUGGGACUAGACGACGGUGUGAUCCGAUCCGUUAAAGAGGUUUCUGAUGUCUUUGCUGGACGCUUGACGGUUGCAGCCAUUAGAAACAUCGAACAACGCGCAUACAAUAAGCUUCGCAGUCCAUGGACCGUGCACAACUACAACUUGUUGGCGUACGUCGACUUUGCAGGCAUCGAUGGUAGCACCCAACGACACUACAAGUCGUGAGGAACUGAACGUUCAAUCUUGUACAUACCCAUUGUAAAUAAUGUCCUUCCACAUUAAAUGUUGCCCUGGCAAGGACCGUACCGGUACACGUAGAUAGCUGGUUGCGAGCAAAGCCAUCGGGUUGCCUGCGAAGUCGUUGGAGCCUCAACGUCGAAGACGAAUCAUACAUCGUACCUACAGAUUGCAAAGUUCAGCGUUUCCUGAAUCCCCAUU